Messenger RNA from Cimex lectularius (bed bug), 1691 nucleotides. RefSeq names its product arrestin homolog. The record is from RefSeq and is a predicted model, not a curated record. NCBI's taxonomy places the organism in Eukaryota, Metazoa, Arthropoda, Insecta, Hemiptera, Cimicidae. Gene Ontology annotation, molecular function: G protein-coupled receptor binding. Gene Ontology annotation, biological process: G protein-coupled receptor internalization; signal transduction. The transcript has 4 exons. Gene Ontology annotation, cellular component: cytoplasm. The coding region runs from base 95 to 1081 and encodes 328 amino acids.
UGGAGAACGAAUUACUCAUUUAAACGCCUUUUAUUUUCAGAUUUUCGGUCAAGUGACGUUGACAUUUCGCUACGGCAGGGAGGAUGAAGAAGUGAUGGGAUUGAAAUUCUGCAACGAGGCUAUAAUGUGUCUUGCACAACUAUAUCCACCGCAUGAGCGAGCACCCAACGAGCCAAAUACUCCUCUCCAGGACGCUCUUAUUAAAAGACUGGGACCAAACGCACAUCCUUUUACGAUGGAGGUGACACACCUAGCGCCGCCGAGCGUCCAGCUGGUGCCAGCCAAGAAAUACAGCGGUGCUCCGAUCGGAACGAGCUACGAUGUCAGAGCCUACGCCGCCGAACGAGCAGACGAAAAGACGCAUCGAAGGAGCACGGUGCGAAUGGGGAUCCGCGUCGUCCAGUUAAACGGUACAGUAGCCAAACCGGGACCGGAAGCCGUCAUCCCACCACACGCCACAGUGGAAAAACCGUUCCUCCUAAGCGACGGUAAAGUCGAGCUGGAAGCCUCCUUAGACAAAGGACUUUACUGUCACGGCGACCCGAUUGUGGUCAACAUGGCUGUCCACAACAACUCGAGCAAAACCGUCCGAAGGAUCAAGGUUUUCAUAGUACAACAUGUUGACGUGUGUAUGUUUUCGAAUGGAAAAUUUAAAAAUGUCGUGGCCAUGAUAAAUAACAAAGAACAGUGCCCGCUUGGGCCGGGAGUGAGCUUGAAACGGUCUUACACGCUUAAUCCUGCCAAAGGGGCGACAAAGAACUGGAUCGCUCUCGAAGACUCGUAUAGCAAAUCCAACUCUUCCUUGGCAUCGACUGUCGUCUGCCACUCCCAAGAGGAAAGGAACGUUUUUGCGAUUUAUGUGUCUUAUUAUGUAAAGGUGAAGGUGUUUUUGGGCCCGAUGGGAGGAGAGUUGUCUCUGAAGCUUCCGUUCACCCUCAUGCAUUCACCAUCGGAGCAGGACCCGACGACAACGGAAGUCACCGUGAACACCGAAUCGGCACCGGCCCCGAACAAGGAAGACAAACCGGAAACGCAAGAAUUGGAAGAGAGUAAGCCGAAUUUAGACGACAUCAACACCUGAGGGUCGCUUAACCGGAUCGACAUAGAGCAAACCCCAUCUCAGACACAACCGGCACAGCCAACAAAAAGAGGGAGCAUCGUGAACGAACUCCGCCUCCAUAGGGCUUUCUGCUGUUUUGCUAUCAGACAGUCCUCUCAGUGACACCGGAGGAGGGCCUAGGACAUUGCUACUCAUUCUCGCACAUCGAUCUGGUUCAAGCUGUCAAUUCUAUGUAUAAUAAUAUGGUUAAAUAAAAUUUAAAAAAAGACAAAGAAACAGAGAGGCACAUGUCCUUCAACAUUUUGGCGGAUAAUUCACGAUUGUAAAUAUGUUCUAUAUGUAAAAAAAGUAACAAGAAACAGUUUGUACACUAUUACCAUAAUUAUAUAUGAUAAGAUAAAAAUAAUAAGUAUAACAAAUCUUAUAGUUACUAAAACAACAAUACCUAGUGUUUUAUCACUUCUGAAGCAAAUACAUAACACCAUUGUUAAUUAAAAUGGCGAAUCAAAGACUCAAAUGUUAUAAAGUAAAAUUUAACAAAAAGAAAAGACAAUUUUUAUUUAUUUAUUAAAACAAAUAUAGAAUAAUUGAAAUUUAGAUUUCAUCAAAUAUAUCAACUAGUCAAUUUGGU